Molecule: messenger RNA, 849 nt
Organism: Plasmodium cynomolgi strain B
Lineage: Eukaryota; Apicomplexa; Aconoidasida; Haemosporida; Plasmodiidae
Product: protein kinase
Exons: 2
Coding region: 1-849 (282 amino acids)
Biological process (GO): protein phosphorylation
Cellular component (GO): cytoplasm
Molecular function (GO): ATP binding; protein serine/threonine kinase activity
Source: RefSeq, a predicted model, not a curated record
AUGGGAAUCCUUUACGCCUCGAAAGAAAAGCAUACCAAGUAUUUCCACCAUGGCUACAUGGUGGACACGAACAUAAACGUCAGAGACGACUUGGAGUUAUACUCCUGCAAAUUUUUGCGCAAGGGGGAGAGGAGAAUCGUCCGCAGGCUGCGUAGAGACGUGUUGUACGGAGCUACCUUCGAUCAUCUGUCAAAGCUGAGGAUGCUCACCUAUGACACCACGAGCAAAAUGCCGCCCUACUUGCUUAAAGUUUACAAUAUGUACGAGGACGCGAAAAGCGUGCAUGUCGUCAUGGAGCGCUGCACCGGAGGAUUCAUGACGGACAGCCUCCUGGACAACGACAGCGUCAUCAGCGAGCGCCUCCUAGCAGAGUGGUUCUUCCAAAUUAUAAUCGCCAUGUCCUUCCUGGAGAAACAAAAUAUACACCACGGAAAUCUAAACGGCUACUGUAUCUAUUUAAAGGACCAAAAAAGGGACGAAGUGAGAGUCAGUCUCUUAAGCAAAGAUAAAAAAUAUGACAACAUAGACUACAACGGAGACUUAUAUGGAUUAUUUUUCAUCAGAUCCCCACAGGAAAUCAAAAAAUUAAAUCAUGACAAGAAUAACACAUGGUACAUUGGUCUCCUACUCUACUUUAUGUUGACUGGUUCUUUUCCAUUCUUUAGCAAAGACGCUUUGCAAACAUAUUCAAAAAUUGCACACGAGGAAUUUUCCUUGACCCAUUUGAAAACACAGUAUAGCAAAUUGGGGAGUCCCAUUUUCGACUUCAUAAAGCAGUGCUUGGAGAAGGACUACGACUUGCGCCCAUCUCUGUGCGAGCUCGCGGAGCAUCCGUGGAUACGGGGUUAG